Messenger RNA from Echinops telfairi (small Madagascar hedgehog), 3530 nucleotides. RefSeq names its product ectonucleotide pyrophosphatase/phosphodiesterase 1 (gene ENPP1). The transcript is spliced from 24 exons. Gene Ontology annotation, biological process: nucleoside triphosphate catabolic process; immune response; ATP metabolic process. Lineage: Eukaryota; Metazoa; Chordata; Mammalia; Afrosoricida; Tenrecidae. Gene Ontology annotation, molecular function: metal ion binding; phosphodiesterase I activity; dinucleotide phosphatase activity. Gene Ontology annotation, cellular component: cell surface. The coding region runs from base 1 to 2727 and encodes 908 amino acids. The record is from RefSeq and is a predicted model, not a curated record.
AUGCUCAAAGCUGCUGUUUGGGGUUGUGGAAAGACAGAGUAUCUCCUGGAUGUCAGCUAUAUAUUUUUUACUUUCCUCCCACAGGUAUUGUCAGUCUGUGUCUUAACAACAAUCCUUGGCUGUAUAUUUGGGUUGAAACCAAGCUGUGCCAAAGAAGUUAAAAGUUGCAAAGGUCGCUGUUUUGAGAGAACAUUUGGGAAUUGUCGCUGUGAUGUUGCCUGCGUGGGUCUUGGAAACUGCUGUCUGGAUUAUCAGGAAACAUGUAUAGAACCAGAGCGGAUAUGGACGUGCAACAAGUUCCGGUGUGGUGAGAAAAGGUUGUCGAGAAGCCUCUGCUCCUGCACGGACGACUGCAGGGAAAACGGCGACUGCUGCAUCAACUACAGCUCUGUGUGUCAAGGUGAGAGAAGCUGGGUUGAAGAAAUGUGUGAGAGCCUUGAUGAGCCCCAGUGUCCAGCAGGGUUUGAAAAGCCUCCUACUCUCCUGUUUUCUUUGGAUGGUUUCAGGGCAGAAUAUUUGCACACUUGGGGUGGACUUCUUCCUGUUAUUAGCAAACUAAAAAACUGUGGCACAUACACUAAAAACAUGAGACCAGUGUAUCCAACCAAAACGUUUCCCAAUCACUACAGCAUUGUCACCGGACUUUAUCCAGAAUCUCAUGGCAUAAUUGACAACAAAAUGUAUGAUCCCAAAAUGAACGCUUCCUUUUCACUUAAGAGUAAACAGAAAUUUAAUCCUGAGUGGUACAAAGGAGAGCCUAUUUGGCUCACCGCUAAGUAUCAGGGCCUCAAAUCUGGGACAUUCUUUUGGCCAGGAUCAGACGUGAAAAUCCGUGGAGUUCUCCCAGACAUCUACAAAAUGUACAAUGGCUCAGUGCCAUUUGAAGAACGGAUUUUAGCUGUUCUUAAGUGGCUGCAGCUUCCUAAAGAUGAAAGACCACACUUUUACACUCUGUAUUUAGAAGAACCAGAUUCUUCAGGUCAUUCGUAUGGACCCGUCAGCAGUGAAGUCAUCAGAGCAUUGCAGAGGGUUGACAGUAUGGUCGGCAUGCUGAUGGAUGGCCUCAAGGAGCUGGACUUACACAGAUGCCUGAAUCUCAUUCUCAUUUCGGAUCAUGGUAUGGAACAAGGAAGUUGUAAGAAAUACAUAUAUCUGAAUAAAUAUUUGGGGAAUGUUAAAAAUAUUAAAGUCGUCUAUGGACCGGCGGCUCGAUUGAGGCCCUCUGAUGUCCCAGAUAAAUACUAUUCAUUCAAUUAUGAAGGCAUUGCAAGAAAUCUUUCUUGCCUGGAACCAAACCAGCAUUUUAAACCUUACUUAAAACACUUCUUACCCAAGCGUUUGCACUUUGCCAAAAAUGACCGAAUUGAGCCUUUGACGUUUUAUUUGGAUCCUCAGUGGCAGCUUGCAUUGAAUCCAUACGAGGGGAAAUAUUGUGGAAAUGGAUUUCAUGGCUCUGAUAACUUAUUUUCAAAUAUGCAAGCCCUUUUUAUCGGCUACGGACCUGGAUUCAAGCACGGCGUUGAAGUUGACAGCUUUGAAAAUAUUGAAGUUUAUAAUUUGAUGUGUGAUUUGCUGAAUUUGGAACCUGCUUCUAAUAACGGAACUCAUGGCAGUCUUAACCACCUUCUAAAGCGUCCUGUCCACACGCCAAGGCAUCCUAAAGAAGCCCAGCCCCUGGCACAGUGCCCGUUCACAAGAGCCAGCCGAGAGAACCUUGGCUGCUCCUGCAGUGCCUCCAUUGUACCAAUUGUGGAUUUACAGGCACAGUUGAACUUGACCACAGCAGAAGAGAAGAGCAUUAAGCGUGCCACUUUACCCUACGGACGACCCCGGGUUCUCCAGAAGAACAGCACCGUGUGUCUUCUUUAUCAGCACCAGUUUGUGAGUGGAUACAGCCUGGGCAUAUUGAUGCCUCUAUGGACAUCCUACACCGUUGGCAGAAAUGGCAGCUUCUCCACAGAAGACUUUUCCACCUGUUUUUACCAGGAUCUUCGAAUUUCCCUCAGUCCUGUCCAGAAGUGCUCAUUUUACAAAAAUAACGCGAAACUGAGUUAUGGGUUCCUCGCCCCACCACGUACGUCGCCCUCUUCCUCCCUGCUUUCCCCUCUCUUCCUCGCUUCGUUGUUCACAAACCGAUCACACAAUCCGGGACCUUGGCUAUUACGGCAAGAGCUCAUUUUGGCCAUGGCGUUGGUUUGUUGCACAUGGCAGCAGGGCACCGUGUUCUUUUCAAACCACACUGUCUUUCUUCCGGUGUCAGUGAUAUGGGAUUACAUCCAUGGCGUGCUACUGCAAAGAUAUGCUGAAGAAAGAAACGGUAUCAAUGUGGUCAGUGGCCCCGUGUUUGACUUUGAUUAUGAUGGACGUUAUGAUUCCUUGGAGACCCUGAAACAAAACCGCAAAGUCAUCCGGAAUCAAGAAAUUCUGAUUCCAACUCACUUCUUCCUGGUCCUAACAAGGUGUGCAAACGCAUCGCAGACUCCCACACAGUGUGAAACUCUGGACACGUUAGCUUUCAUUUUGCCUCACAGGACCGAUAACAGUGAGAGCUGUGAGCAUGGGAAGCAUGGAUCCUUAUGGGUUGAAGAGUUGUUGAGAUUACACAGAGCCCGGAUCACCGAUGUUGAACACAUCACUGGACUUAGCUUCUAUCAAGAAAGGAAAGAGCCCGUUUCAGACCUCUUGAAGUUGAAAACAUAUUUGCCAACUUUCAGCCAAGAAGACUGAUUUCCUUUCCAUUUUUUUUUAUUGUAAAAAACACACCAUAAUUCCUUUGAAAAGGACCUUAUAUGUUAUACAAUCAUCGUUGCAUACUAUUACAUGGUUUGGAAACUGUCCACCAGUUGUAGAACCGGGAACCCUCUGUGCUAUGGACAUCUCAGGGAAACUUCUGGACUCGGCCCAGCAGUAAGAGAGGUUCCUGUUGAGUCUCGCACAGAUUGGAAUGUUUAAGAAUUGUGUGCCUGGUUCAAGUUUUCUGGAAUAAAGACCGAUCAUACCUGAAACGGCUCUUCGACUUCUCCUCAAGGAAGGAGGUGUGCCCCGUGUCUGGACAUAAGCUAUUUUAAUCUUCUUCUUAGUGAGCUUUUCUGGAGCAGGCGAACAGUAGACUAAUGGAUGGGCUGGAAAGAGCUUCUGUUACAUUAGUAUCUUCACAAGAAUUUCAGAAAACAAUUCUGCAUUCCUUUGAACUUGGAUUUAUCUUUGAUGUUUAGUGAGGACCUAAUGGAAGCACAUUUCUGAGGGCCUCUAGUUGUUUGUUUUUUUUCCCUUCUAUGUAUCACUUUCAGAGCCACGAUAACUAUAAAUCUGGUGUUACGGUUUUGAGGGGGGAUUGGGUGGUUCUGACAAGUUACAUUUUGAGUGGUGAUUUAUGAAUUUACUCUACUGGAUAUAGCAUUGUAUUCUACAUGUGUACAAAACAACAACAAAAAGAUUCCUAUGCUGCUCGCUGGCAAUUAAUGUAGGGUUGGAGAUAACUCAAACGUGAUCAUUGUUAACUAUUAAACACACGUGUUAUCUUGGAGACA